Molecule: messenger RNA, 594 nt
Organism: Salvia hispanica
Lineage: Eukaryota; Viridiplantae; Streptophyta; Magnoliopsida; Lamiales; Lamiaceae
Product: protein S40-1-like
Source: RefSeq, a predicted model, not a curated record
AUUCAUCCCAUUUCCACCAUUCCCAGCUCUCCAGCUUCAUCCCCAUUUUCUAGCUUCAGAUUAUUACAAUGGCAGAAGAGUUCGACGAAUCCGAGGUUGUGUUUAACUUUUGCGACGAAGUCGGCUGCGGCGGCGAUUUCCAGUUGAAUUCGAAGGAAUUCAAGAGGGAGAAGAUGAAGAGUAUUAAGAAGCAGAACUCGACGGUUCCGGUGAGUAUCCCGGAGAACGUGUCGUGGCUGCGGUACGAUUUGGAAGACUGCGACGGAGAGAUGGUGCCGCCGCACGUAAUCGUGGGGCGGCGCGUGGCCGGGAAGAUGAUGGCCUUCUCCGUUUGUACGGGAAACGGGAGGACUCUCAAGGGACGGGAUUUGAGCCAAGUCCGUAACUCCAUUCUCCGCCUCACCGGCUUUCUCGAAACGUGACGAUUGAGAAUUGAAAUUAAUUAAUUUAAAUUUCAAGUUUUUUUAAUGUUUUUUUUUUUUUUGGGAUCCAUUCUUGUCAGAAAUCGAUUAUAGUGAUUGUCGGAAUUUCCAAGAAUUGUGUCCGUUUGUUGUAAGAAAAAUGGAAGAAGGAAAAAUAUAUACAAUUGCUUCA